AUGAAUCACAAUUUGUCUGCUAGCGUGUCAAAGGUCGAAAAAAUCAUCCUUGACGGUAUCAAGGCAACAGGUCCAAUCCCCUUUUCAACGUACAUGCAACUAUGCCUCUCCCACCCUACACAUGGAUAUUACAUGAACCCGUCACACCCUGUUUUCGGAACAAGAGGCGAUUUUAUUACGAGUCCUGAAAUCAGUCAGGUUUUCGGAGAGCUCGUUGGUGUCUGGUUGCUGUCUCAAUGGGAAAAUGCGGGACGGCCUGCCGCUGUCAGACUUGUUGAACUUGGUCCAGGCAGGGGCACGCUGAUGGACGAUGUCCUACGAGUCAUCUCGCGGAUAAUACCUGGAAAUAGUUCCAUCAACGUACAUCUCGUUGAAACGAGCUCUUCAAUGCGUUCCUUGCAAGAAGCAAAACUGUGUUCAUCUUCACGACAAGCAAAGUUUGACAUUCACUGGCAUCAUUCCGUGAGCGACAUCCCACCCAGCGUUUCUGAGUACACAAUGUUUUUCGCCCAUGAAUUUUUCGAUGCAUUGCCAAUACACACUCUUCAGAAAACCGAAACUGGGUGGCAUGAGGUACUCAUUGAUGCGAACCCUGACUACAAUGCGACUGGGGAUUGCCAAACGGACGUUGAAAAACCCAAUGUUCUGAAAACCACCACAAAUUCAAAUUCUCGGUUGCGUAGGGUUCUUUCUCGCUCGCCCUCAGCUACAUCUACUCUCUUGGGCCAAUCUUCACCCAGGUUUUCGGAAAUACCUAUAGGCUCCUCAAUCGAGGUUUCUCCAACAUCUUUCAGGACGGCUAGGCAAGUAGGAGAACUGUUGUUGGGAAAUGUAAAGAAUCAGGAAGAUGAAUCAUCGCGGUCGCCUGGCGGUUGUGGUCUUAUUAUUGACUACGGAGAUGACCAUGUGUUUGGGGAUUCAUUUCGAGUAAGUCGCAUGAGAAAGGUCAAUUUGCAUUUUUUUACCGCGGCUGCGAAGGCAUUUAGCAACCACAAGCUCGUCGACGUGUUCGAUCAGCCCGGUGAUUGUGAUCUCACUUCAAACGUUGAUUUCACCUAUCUCAGAGAAGCCGUUGAAGAUCUAGUCACGGUCCAUGGGCCAAUACCGCAGUACAUGUUUCUAGAGAAAAUGGGCCUGCAGCUUCGUCUUGAUUCAUUGGUACGCGCAGCCAAGGCUGAGGCACGGAAAACUGCAAUUCGUGAUGCCGCAGAGAGGCUUGUCAGUAAGUCUGGAAUGGGUACGGAGUACAAGGUAAUGGGCUUGACUACAGGUGUAAAGGAUGGAGGGAAAGUGUGGCCUUUUGUAAAGGCUGAAACCGAAAAGUAA
Laccaria bicolor S238N-H82 is the source of this 1326-nucleotide messenger RNA. RefSeq lists its product as uncharacterized. Gene Ontology annotation, molecular function: protein-arginine omega-N symmetric methyltransferase activity. NCBI's taxonomy places the organism in Eukaryota, Fungi, Basidiomycota, Agaricomycetes, Agaricales, Hydnangiaceae. The coding region runs from base 1 to 1326 and encodes 441 amino acids. Gene Ontology annotation, cellular component: mitochondrion. Gene Ontology annotation, biological process: mitochondrial respiratory chain complex I assembly. The record is from RefSeq and is a predicted model, not a curated record. The transcript is spliced from 6 exons.